AUGGACUGUGCUCCACAGAUAGCUCAAGCAAUAGAAGAAAGCAUUCCACAAGCUCAAAUACUUUGGUGCGGAGUACAUGUUCUUCGUGCAAUUCUUCGCAAAUCAAAUAAGUUUUCUUCUCAAGAAAAAUUUGAACAAUUCUAUAAUUUGAUGAAGGAUUUAGUCUUCAAAUUAGAUGCAGAACAUGAGGAAGAAGCAAAUGCUGCCUAUGAUCAAGUUCUGGAGUUGCUCGACACAGAUCCAACAGCAUCUCAAUACUUUAACAGACAAUGGCGUUACAACAUAUCAAGAUGGAUUGCUCGUGACAGGCGUGAAGGCGACGCAACUAACAAUAUUGCCGAAGUUCAUUUUAGAACACUCAAACAUGACUAUUUUCCUGAUCGAAAAAAUCUCAGAAUUGAUGAUGAUAUUAUAGAAAUUUAUACAAAAGUGAUACCAUCUUAA
This is a messenger RNA of Trichomonas vaginalis G3, 444 nucleotides long. Its product is annotated as MULE transposase domain-containing protein. Lineage: Eukaryota; Parabasalia; Trichomonadida; Trichomonadidae. The coding region runs from base 1 to 444 and encodes 147 amino acids. The transcript has a single exon. The record is from RefSeq and is a predicted model, not a curated record.